AUGGUCUCCUCCCUUGCAGAACAGCUUGCCAGGAGCGCAUCCUUCGGCUCCAACUUGCUCAACGAGAAGGCUCGCAAGCAAGCCGCGUCUGAGUCCUACUUAUUCACUUCAAAAGAGGCCCGUCAACAUGACAUAGAGUCUUUACACGCCCUUGGCCUCAACGGCUUCCUUCAGCUCAAGUCUCUCCAGCCGUCUGUGGCUCGCUUCGAGGAUGAACUCUUCUCGGAGUUCGCAAUCUCCCUCGACAGGACUCUGCAGCCCGCAGAGGAAAAUGCGCAGCUGGAUGCUUCCAUGAACGAGUUUAUCCCUCUUUUGGGCCCUUUUCUCCUGGACGCGCCGACGGGAAAAGUAUUGGAAUGGCUCGUGCGUAGAUUCAGGAUCCACGAGUUUAAUGUUCCCUCUGUCGUCUCGGUUUUCCUCCCAUACCAUGAAACCCCACACUUUACCAAGAUGGUCUCCAUCCUUCAUAUACCCGACAACUCCCCCAUUCGCUUUCUCCAAGCGUACAAAACUGCUGCCAAACCUCUCCAUCGUCCCCUCCUCAUCAACGAUAUGGUCACGAAGCCCGAGGUUGUGCACUUUACGGCUGGGAUCCUCCCUGUCGUACUGAAAGACCACAGCUCCGGUAUGCACCGUGCGCUCAUCGCGUUCCACACCGGUUCUCUGUUAGAGUAUAUUGCCAAGGCCAAGACGCUUGAUGAGAACACUAUGACGGUCCUCCUCCCCGCUGCUGUUGACCCCCUACAAAUUGCGAGCGGCACAGAGCAGGUCGUGAGGCCUGCUGUCAUGCAGGAGGUCGUGCUCGGAAGCUACCUCGUGUUGGCUGCGCUCUCUCAGAAGACGCGCCUCAUACCCAAGGCCGUCAAGACGCUUUUGACGACAGUUUGCGACUGUUCUGAGCGAGUGUCCGGAAAGCACUUGAUCCGUACUUUGGUAUCGUUUUGUGCCCCUCAGGAGAUGCUGGAGAAUAUCCCCAGCGGCGUUGUGGACGUGCUGCUCGAAGUACAGAAUAUCGAUGCCGAGAUUGUUGGUGCCAUGAGCUGGGCUGGCUCGGAGAAGUUCCUGAUCCCCCUCAUCAACAGCUUCAUCACUCGACUGCCGGAUGAGCCGGUCUAUGAGAUCCUGGACGCAGUGGUCACCUCUUCAGGCUUAAUAUCUGAAGUGACGGGAUCAAUCUCGACAAUGCUGAUCCACACCCUCGUUAAUGACACCCCGGAAGACGACACUGCAGUUCUUUACAAACGUCUACUAGCCCAGCUCAACCAACGUCACCCCAAAGCCGUCCAGAGCUCAUCGAAGACGAUCAUCGACGACGAUGAGACGAAGCGCGAAGCGAUGGAGCUGCUGCUUACAUCUUUGGCCGUGCAUUCCGUGGUGGCAGGUCCCUCUGUUUCAGAUGCAGAACUCAGCACCUUGAUCGUGGGCUCAGCACAUGCGGACUCUAACGUCCGUUCGAAGUCAGUUCGCGACUUGGUACAGCGACUUGCCGAUGAUCAAGUGGCCGACUCAGAAGGCAACUCGGUCUCGUCCACCUUGCUGCUGCGUGUUCACGAUACUUCAGCAACGGUGCUUCAAGCCCUGUACAGCACUUCUGCAGACGUGGUCACCAAGGUUUUCCUGUCGUCAUCCGAGCCCAAUGCAUAUAUCGACGCUCUCAAGCAAGCACUCCAUAGUCCCAGUGCCAAAUUGUCUCGUGAUGUCGUUCGCGCCCAUCUAAACUUCCUCCUGAAACAUUUUCUCCCCAACGCAAGUUCACUGGAGGAAGGAGGCGGCGAAGAUAUUGAGUCGGAAGAGACACGAGAGAGGUCGCAGAAGGUCUUCAUGGACAUCAUCUUCCCCUUCCUGUUGUUCUCGAAGCCCCGCGCAAAGACAGCAGUUGCCGCCUGGGAGAUCCUGUACACGCCUGAAAGCGAAGUUAACGCCGAAUUCGAACUCUUUGAUGGCUGCGUUGACGCGCUCAACUGGGAGAAAGCGAAGACCCGGGCUGGUGACAAGUACGGCGUCGAUCCCGCGGCGAUGUCCAAGAUCAACGUUGCUGUUGCUGCCAAGAUUGCGGAUAACGUUCUCGCUUCCAACUACUUCCAGGCCCAAUUUACUCUUCUGCUCCGGAAGCUGGGAGAAGAGAAUUCCCAUGGGCGGGCCAUGGGAUACCUCGUCGUUCGAGCUCUUCUCAGCCGUCUCAGCGGAGAACAGAGAAUCGAAGCCGGGCAUCAAUUGUUGGACGCGAUGCAGCUUAAGACCUUCGAGCACAUGGGCGACUUUAUGCAAGGCGUGGAGGAUAUUGCAGGUUUUCUCGACGACGACAGCGUCGGCGACGCCGUGGUACUGAAGCCUAACAGUCGCAGUACUCUGCGUCGUCUGCAGCUCUCUGUAUUAUCAGCGCUUCCAAGUUUCCCUCGCCCAUCCGGCGCCUCCACCCAGUAUAUCGCCGAUACCGGGGCGGAAUCCGAAGCUUUGACCCCCGAGACUGCUCGGGCAGCGCGUUAUGUCGAGCUUCUCCGCUCGGUGUACGCUCUCAGCAACUCUUCUGCGUCGCUCCCUCUCCUCUCGACCUUCCUCCUCCGAAAACUUUUCAUCAACCUCGGUGACGAUGCCCUCGCCUUCCUGGCCGGCACCUGGCUCCUACCGUUGACGGAGUCGCAUGUCCAGUACGCCGCACUGCGCCACGCCUGCGCAUUCCUCGAGGCCCACGUCGUCACCUGCCGCACACUCGACUUCCAGACCAUUAUCCCCGCGCUGCUGGUUGCCCUGCAAAGCCGCAACGCGGCUGUGCGCGACGCUGCGGCGCGCUGCCUGUCCGUCGUCUCCAAACUGGCCACCGCCCCUGCCGCCGAGAACGUGUACGCCUACGACGCGAUCUACGGUCCGCGGUCUGCCCAGCUGCAAUACCUCGACUGGACCGACGUCCAGAAGUACCUCGUCGCUCUGGCCGAGAUUCGGGACCCGAUCGUUCACGACGCGGAAUAUUUGCAAGCGUUCCAUCACGAGCAUCUUGCGCAGCGAAAAGGCGACCCGAAGAAACUAGCUGGGUACAAGGAGCGGAUACUCUGCUAUUUGCUAGCCCACGUGAACGGGUGUUCCUUGCGCUCCGUCAAGGUUGCACUCCUCAAUCUCGUCAAUGGCGUCUCCAGCCCCGCAAAGGCUCAGGUCUUGGCGCCAACUAUCGACGAUGUGUUUGGUCAUGAAUUCACCACCUUGGAAGAGAGCAGAAACCUGCUUAGUCUUGUGGUCUCUGUUUUCGACGUAUCCUCAGCCGCGAACCUGAACGACUCUGACAAGUCCCUCUGGGGCGUGUACGAAAGACUGCUCACAAUGGUGAUCAAAAGCGAUAAAUGGCAGCAGGCCAGAGACGGAAUGCUCCGCCAUCUACAGCGAGGCUUGUUCGCCAAACUCAGCGUGGAGCGAAAGUUGCAACUGUGCCGAACUCUCAUACGGUUCACGACUGAAGAGGAGUCAACGGCGUCCACAACGAAGACAGUUCUUACCAACGUUCUGGACGAUACUGCCAUCAUCACUCGCUUACUGGUGGAUCUACAACCUCAAGCUAGCGCUACCGAUCCAUCUGCGCAGCCUGCAAGCAAGCGUCCAAGGGUGGAGAAGACGGCAACGACUUUUGCACACGGCAGUUUAUCCUCUCUGGCGAUCAUCGCCGAAAUCCUAGACUCCAGCAAGAUCACCGGCACUCUGGAGCUUCUGUCUUGCCUCCUCGAAACUCUCAACAAGGUCGUCAGCAACGUAUCCCCCGACCUCCCAGAUCGGCGUUACGUGGAGCAGUUACUCAUGUCCGCUGCGGAGAACGUCGCUCAGCGCUUUACGCCGUCUGCAUCAGUACCCGCCAACUCGGUCCGCGUGGAUACUCUCAUCGACAUCCUGCGUACAUCUGAGAAUCCCCAGACGUUCCACCAAGCCUGCUUGCUCAUGGCUAGCCUUGCCCGGAUAUCACCUGACACUGUUCUCCACAACGUCAUGCCUGUGUUCACGUUUAUGGGUUCGAAUGUCUUCCACAGGGACGAUGCGUACAGCUUCCGAGUGGUGCAAAAGACCAUCGAGAGUAUUGUUCCUGUCAUGGUCGCCUCGCUGAAGACAAAUCAUGGUUCCGGAAUCCAACUCUAUAGCGCGGCUCGUGAGUUCUUGCGUGUGUUCACGAACGCUGCGAACCAUGUCCCUCGCCAUCGGCGUGUGAAUUUCUUCUCCCAAUUCGUCGAUACUCUUGGUCCCGCAGAUUUCCUUGCGCCUGUCACGAUGUUGCUUGUCGAUAGAGUCGCGAACCGUGUCGUCCGUCAAAGUGCCGCAGAUGUCGUUGGGUCGUUCUUCCUGCCGCUUGCUAUCUACGAACGAUAUGAAGCAGGCUUGCAGUUGCAGGCUCUACUGGAACUAGUGCGCGAAGUCGAGAAACAGGAUCGACGCGAUGAUCCCUCUGUGCAUCCCUUUUUGGGCAGUCUUCCGGACGAGGAACAAGCACAGACCGACCUGACAUCAAAGCGAAGAUCUGUCGCGCUGCUUAUGUUCUGUGAACAUGCCCUGAAGCGCCUUCGUCGUCCGUCAGCUCUGCCCUCAUCGGAGGAGCGCGCCGCUGCUCAAGAGCUGCUCAAGUCGUUGCUUGACAUAUCUAGUGCCAAGCCAAAUGAUACGGUAUACGCAGAAGUUGCCUCUGCCGCUCGCACUGCUGUGACAAGCACGCUGGGAACAAUGUUCGCUACGGACUUCGUUGCGGGUAUCCUCACCGUCCUGGACUCCCGAUCAUCACACGCUCAAACUGGCGCGUUUGAGCUCCUUAGCGUCCGCCUUGGGGAGAUCGCGGACAACAGACGCAAGGAAAUUGCUUCAUCCAUCGUCCAGAUCGUCCAGGCUGCCUGCCGCGUGCUCGCAUUAGCGGCAGAAGAUUCACUGGCUGGGUCAACUCUCAAGGCUCUCAAGGCCGUCUGCGACACCCUAUCACCUGGCGAAGAGAGUGCCGUCACAACUUCGGUUCCUCUCGUCCUUGCUGCUGCCAAGCGGUCGGGGCUUCGCGUGCUAGCGUUGCAGACAAUGUCUGCAUUUGCGUUCAAGCUUGGCGCUCGCUUGAUUCCUCAUCUUAAGGAGAUCGUCAGAGCAUGUAUCGAGUUGUGCAAGACCGCGAUUUCUGCCUCAUCUGAACUCGAUGUCAUCCCUCUGGCACUGGGCGCUCUUCGCAACUUGCUGACAUCUAUCCCGACAUUUUGGGGCAAGGAUGAGAUAUUGCAGGUGGUCGGAUUAUACCUGGACAGCUCGACCGCCGCGGGUCCACACACAUCGGACCUCACACUGCUCGUGCGCACUACCGCGAAGCGCGCAUCCCCUGGUGUCCUGCUCCCAGCGUUGUGCGGCUUGUGGUCAUCAGUCGCCACAUCGACGAAGGACCGCUCGCCACAAGCAUUGGCCUACUUGCAAGUGCUCAAGAUCUCACUUAAAGCAGCGUCACGAACAGCCGUAUUGGAGCACCUUCGUGAGCUCUUCAAGACCCUCCUCUACGUGUUCGACUUCUGCGCGGAGCAACAAGACUCGGAGGUUGAGCGCGCACUCUCCGGCGCGUGGAUGGAGCUCAUCGUCAAGUUGAACGAGACCGCGUUCCGGCCCAUAUUCCGCAAGCUGUUCGACUGGUCCUUCGGUGGAGACGCAUCCGAUGGUCGCAAGGUGGUGUUCUGCCAUGUGUACUCGGCGAUGAUCGACUUCUUCAAGGGUCUCAUGGUCCCUUACAUGUCCUUCGCCUGGCCCACCUUCCUCGAUCUCCUCCGAACAUAUGCCACCAACAUCCCCGAAGACGGACACCUCUGGCUUGGGGUCGUGCAGACAGUAACCAAGUCUCUGCUCGCAGACGAAGACCGCGUGUUCUGGCGUAACGACAAGCUGCGCCAGUUGGUCCCGCUCGCCGUGCAGCAGGUGCCCGUGGCGGUGCAGGUACCCCUGCCCUCCGCGAAGGACGCAUUGGCUGCUUGCCUGGCAGCGCUGCUCGGCACGGUAGACGACGACGUGCUCGUGAAGACGCUCAACCUGGAUGUGCUUAUGCACUCGCGCGCCGAGGACGCGCGUGUCCGCCUGUUCAGUCUUGCGUGCGCUGAGCAGCUGUGGCGGGCGCAGGGCGAGAAGCUGUUUGGUUUCGUGACGGAGACGGCGACGUUCGUGGCCGAGGCAGCGGAGGAUGAGAACGACCGAGUGGUGCAGGAAGCGCACAAGCUGAAGGCCGCGGUGGAGGCGAUGGGCGGGAGCAUCGAGUAG
Epithele typhae is the source of this 6234-nucleotide messenger RNA. Its product is annotated as armadillo-type protein. Gene Ontology annotation, molecular function: snoRNA binding. Gene Ontology annotation, biological process: positive regulation of transcription by RNA polymerase I; maturation of SSU-rRNA from tricistronic rRNA transcript (SSU-rRNA, 5.8S rRNA, LSU-rRNA). Gene Ontology annotation, cellular component: 90S preribosome; t-UTP complex; small-subunit processome. Bases 1 to 6234 code for a protein of 2077 amino acids. The record is from RefSeq and is a predicted model, not a curated record. The transcript is spliced from 24 exons. Lineage: Eukaryota; Fungi; Basidiomycota; Agaricomycetes; Polyporales; Epitheliaceae.